Molecule: messenger RNA, 7290 nt
Organism: Heterocephalus glaber (naked mole-rat)
Lineage: Eukaryota; Metazoa; Chordata; Mammalia; Rodentia; Bathyergidae
Gene: Itga2
Product: integrin subunit alpha 2
Biological process (GO): cell adhesion mediated by integrin; integrin-mediated signaling pathway; cell-matrix adhesion
Cellular component (GO): external side of plasma membrane; integrin complex
Molecular function (GO): integrin binding
Source: RefSeq, a predicted model, not a curated record
GCUCUGCGGGAGGGGCGGGCCUAGCCCUGCAGGAGCUGCUAGCAACUUUUCCCAGCUCUCACUAGGCAGGGUGGGAGACCUCCCGACAGCUUCAGGCGUCUGCUUGCCGUCAUCUCUUUCGGAGCAGCGUGUUCCCUGCAAACUCAGAGCACUUCGCUUCCCCGGGCCUGACCCAGGAUGCGUGCAGAACAGGCGGGGGCUCUGCCUCUGUGGCUGCUGUUAGCGCUCAGUCAGGGUAUCUUAAAUUGUUGUUUGGCAUACAAUGUUGGUCUCCCAGAAGCAAAAAUAUUUUCCGGUCCUUCAAGUGAACAGUUUGGCUAUUCAGUGCAGCAGUUUAUAAAUCCAAAAGGCAACUGGUUACUGGUUGGUUCGCCUUGGAGUGGCUUUCCAGAGAACAGAAUGGGAGAUGUAUACAAAUGCCCUGUUGACCUGUCCACUGCUACAUGUGAAAAACUGAAUUUGCAAACUUCAACCAGCAUCCAAAAUGUGACUGAGGUGAAAACGAACAUGAGCCUCGGCUUGACCCUCACAAGGAAUAUGGGAACCGGAGGGUUUCUGACAUGUGGUCCUCUGUGGGCACAGCAGUGUGGCAGUCAGUAUUACACAACUGGUGUUUGCUCUGAUGUCAGUCCUGAUUUUCAGCACUUGGCCAGCUUUGCACCUGCAAUUCAGACCUGCCCUUCCUUUGUAGAUGUUGUGGUUGUGUGUGAUGAAUCAAACAGUAUUUAUCCUUGGGAUGCAGUAAAGAACUUUCUGGAAAAAUUCGUACAAGGUCUGGAUAUAGGCCCAAGAAAGACACAGGUUGCCUUAAUUCAGUAUGCCAAUGACCCAAGAGUUGUGUAUAACCUGAACACUUUUAAAACCAAAGAAGAACUGAUUCGAGCAACAUCGCAGACAUCCCAAUUUGGUGGGGACCUCACAAACACUUUCAAAGCAAUUCAAUUUGCAAGAACUUCCGCUUAUUCAGCAGCUUCUGGUGGUCGACCAGGGGCUACCAAAGUAAUGGUAGUUGUAACUGAUGGAGAAUCACAUGAUGGCUCAAUGUUGAAAUCUGUGAUUGAGCAAUGCAACAGCGACAAUAUACUGAGGUUUGGCAUAGCAGUUCUUGGAUACUUAAACAGAAAUGCGCUUGACACUAAAAAUUUAAUAAAAGAAAUCAAAGCAAUUGCUAGUAUUCCCACAGAAAGAUUCUUUUUCAAUGUAUCUGAUGAAGCAGCUCUACUAGAAAAAGCUGGGACACUGGGAGAACAUAUUUUCAGCAUCGAAGGUACUGUUCAAGGAGGAGAGAACAUCCAGUUGGAAAUGUCCCAAGUAGGAUUCAGCGCAGAUUACUCUCCUCAAAAUGAUAUUCUGAUGUUGGGUGCAGUGGGUGCUUUUGACUGGAGUGGGACUGUUGUCCAGGAGACUUCUCAUAGACACUCCAUCUUUCCUAAAGAAGCCUUUGACCAAAUUCUGCAAGAUAGAAAUCACAGUUCAUAUUUAGGUUACUCUGUGGCUGCAAUUUCUACUGAGAAAAGUGUCCGCUUUGUGGCUGGUGCUCCUCGGGCAAAUUAUACUGGCCAGAUUAUUCUAUACAGUCUUGAUGAGCAUAACAAUGUCACGAUUAUUCAGACUCACAGAGGGGAUCAGAUUGGCUCCUAUUUUGGUAGUGUGCUGUGUUCAGUUGAUGUGGAUAAAGACGCUGUUACAGAUGUGCUCUUGGUAGGUGCACCAACAUACAUGAAUGACCUCAAGAAAGAGGAAGGAAGAGUCUACUUGUUUACUAUUGCAAAGGGCAUUUUGAAUCAGCAUCAAUUUCUUGAAGGCCCUGAGGGCAUUGAAAACACUCGCUUUGGCUCAGCGAUAGCAGCUCUUUCAGACAUCAAUAUGGAUGGCUAUAAUGAUGUGAUCGUGGGCUCACCUUUAGAAAACCAGAAUUCCGGAGCUGUGUACAUUUACAAUGGUGAUCAGGAUACCAUUCGCACAAAGUAUUCCCAGAAAAUCUUGGGCUCUGAUAGAGCCUUUGGGAGUCAGCUCCAGUUCUUUGGGAGAUCCUUGGAUGGCUACAGAGAUUUAAAUGGGGAUUCCAUCACUGAUGUGUCCAUUGGUGCUUAUGGACAAGUGGUUCAACUCUGGUCCCAAAGUAUUGCUGAGGUGGCUGUAAAAGCUUCAUUCAGUCCAGAAAAAAUCAUUUUAUUCAACAAGAAUGCUCAGAUAGUCCUCCAACUCUGCUUCAGGGCGAAGUUUAGACCUACUAAUCAAAACAAUCAAGUGGCCAUUAUGUAUAACAUCACACUUGAUGCAGAUAGAUAUUCAUCUAGAGUAACCUCCAGGGGUUUAUUUCAAGAAAAUAAUGAGCGAUGCCUCCAGAAGAAUAUGGUAUUAAAUGCAGAAAACAGAUGUACUCAGUACAAGAUUCAUGUACAGAAACCCUCCGAUGUUGUCAACUCUUUGGAUCUGCGUGUAGACGUCAGUCUGGAAAACCCUGGCACUAGCCCUGCACUUGAAGCCUAUUCUGACACUAUCAAGGUCUUCAGCAUCCCUUUCUACAAAGACUGUGGUGGUGAUGGAAUUUGCAUCUCUGAUCUGGUUCUAGGUGUCCAACAGCUACCAGCUACUCAAGAACAGUCCUUUAUUGUCAGCAACCAAAACAAAAGGUUAACAUUUUCAGUCACACUGAAAAACAAAGGAGAAAGUGCAUACAACACUGCAAUUGUUGCUAAUUUCUCAGAAAACUUGUUUUUUGCUUCAUUCUCCAUGCCGAUUGAUGGAACAGAAGUAACAUGCCAGGUUGAUUCAUCUCAGAAGUCUGUUACCUGUGAUGUAGGCUAUCCUGCUUUAAAGAGUGAACAACAGGUGACUUUCACUCUUAACUUUGACUUCAAUCUUCAAAACCUUCAGAAUCAGGCAUCUUUCAGCUUCCGAGCAUUCAGUGAAAGUGAGGAGGCAAACAAGGCAGACAAUUCAGUCAACCUCAAAAUUCCUCUACUCUAUGAUGCUGAAAUUCACUUAACCAGAUCCACCAACAUAAAUUUUUACGAAGUUUCCUUGGAUGAGAAUGUUCCUUCUAUCGUGCACAAUUUUGAAGAUAUUGGUCCAAAAUUCAUCUUCUCUCUUAAGGUAACAACAGGACUUGUUCCAGUAAGCAUGGCAUCUGUAAUCAUCCGCAUCCCUCAGUACACCAAAGAAAAGAACCCACUCAUGUACCUGACCGAGGUACACAUGGACCAGGCUGGUGACAUCAGUUGUCAAGCAGAAAUAAAUCCACUGAAACUGGGUCAGACAUCUUCUUCAGUAUCUUUCAAGAGUGAAAACUUCUGGCACAUAAAAGAAUUGGACUGCAGAACUGCUUCCUGCAGUAAUGUCACCUGCUGGUUCAGAGAUCUUGACAUAAAAGGAGAAUACUUCAUUAAUAUGUCUACCAGAAUUUGGAACAGGACUUUUGCUGCAUCCACUUUCCAGACAGUACAGCUGACAGCAACUGCGGAAAUCAAUACCUAUAACCCUCAACUAUACGUGAUCGAAGAAAACACUGUCACGAUUCCUCUUAUGAUAAUGAAACCCAACGAGAAAGCUGAAGUACCAGUAGGAGUUAUAGUAGGAAGUAUAAUUGCUGGAAUUCUUUUGCUCUUAGCUCUGGUUUAUGUCUUAUGGAAGCUCGGCUUCUUCAAAAGAAAAUAUGAACAAAUGGUGAAAAAUCCAGAUGAGAUGGAUGAGACCACAGAACUCAACAGCUGAGCCACCUGGCAAACUCUACCUCAGUGGGAACUGUCAGCAUCCCGGCCAGGGUCUGCUAUUGUCACAAAUGGAUCUUUUUUUAAAGUCUAAGUUUUUAAAUAAUGUAAUAGGUAGAUUAGCCUGAUAUUUUAAGAGAAACUGCUGUCAGUUUCCAAUGAAGAAAUUGUGAGUGAGGAUUAGAAGUAAAAAGAACAAAAAACUUAUUUUUUACAGAGAAGAAAAAAAGUAAUCCUUAAACUGGCUGGUACAGUUUGCAUUGUAUUGUACUGUGUUGGAAACAUAAAAUGCUUCCAGGUAUGCAAGUCUUAAAUUUUGAGAGUGGGGAAUUCUUUCUUUAAAAUGAUUGAUUUAAACAGCAAAAACAAAAGAAUAUAUGUGAUAAUACUAUACAUUAAUAUAUAUCACAUAUAAUUAUGUAUAACAUAUACAUAUUGUUUUAUAAUAUGUAUCAUACUGUUUAUUUAUAAUACAAAUUAUAUUAUAUAAUGCAUAUUAUAUAUGAUAUGCAUUAUAUAUUAUGCUGGAUAUUUCCACAUAUAUAUAAAAUUAUUAUGAGCAAUGUUAACAAGAGUGGACAAAACUAGCACAGGUUGUUUUUCAGUUUAUGCUGUUCAUUCAAAGUUGCAACAGAGUGUACCUUUAAGUGAUUUUAUUUAUAAACUAGGUAAAAUUUGCUGUUGGUUCUUUUGCCCUCAGCUGCCUCUUCAGAUGCCUACCUUGCUAUAAUUGUCAAAACAUGAUUAAUAACUGGAAGCAGCUUAGAUAAUACCUCCUACUAAGAAUACUUCCUAUUAAAGAAAUCUCCACUUAAGUUGGAGAGGGGCAGUUUAGAAGCUAAGGAACAAAAUUUUACUUAUAACCCAUAGUAUAACCAAUAUAUGGUAAAAUCUGAUCCGCUAGAAUCCCGGAGAAGAAGAAAGGAACUUCCUUUAAUGGUGCACAGCAGGUCUCUUCUAGGACUUGAUUCGCUGGCUAGCAGAAAUUUGGUGAUUUUUUAAAAGAUGAGUGAAUUCUUUGCAACCUUUCUGCUCCCUUACUGAACCACUCUCUUACGGUCCUGGUGCUCGUGUGUGACAGAAGCCCCCAUAGCCUGCCUUCUUCUCCAGUGGUCCAGUUAUCUUCCUUCCUUUACCCUUCAUCCAAAUCUCCCACACCCUGGGAGGUGUUGGGAUGAAAAGCCACCUAAUUCACACACCUGUGUGGAUUACUAUAUUAAACUCUUUAUCUUCAGGAGGCUACUUUUGCUUAUUGCUAAAUAAGUAAAGACUAGGUGAAUGUCAAUGUUGGAAUUUCAGAAGGUAUAGACAGGAUAAAGUAAAAUAUCUCAGAAAUUUGUAAGAAAUUAUGGACGAGGCAUCUGAAACCAUGAAACUAGCAGGUGCAUCUUCUGUGCUUGUUUCUAGAAGACUGAAUUUCACCUGGGCAAGUUUGUUUAAAAGAUCAAUUCUUCUGCUCCAACUCCUGAGAUUAUUUGGUCAGAUUGGGAUGGGGCCCAUAAGUUGCAUUUUGACAAGUUGUAAGUAGACAGCAUUUUGAGGGACACACAAUUUCUUACUUCUUUUUCUCCAUUCCUGAGCCCACACAUUCUCUGGGGAUAACUCUGAGGAAAAGGGCAUGGGCAAGGGCAAUAAGGGUCAUUUCAUGCUGGACACUACGUACCUAAAGCUUUUUGGACAAGUCCUCAAGUUCUAUGCACUUCAGUGUCUUCAUUAUAAAAAUGGGGAAACGAGGUUGAAGCUCAGGAGGGAUGCUUUUAGUUUUAAAAGUUCACGAUCUGGAUUUCCUAUAGUACAAAUAGACAAAUCCUCCUAGAAUGUGACAGAGAAGAUAUCAGAAAACAGGAAUUUGCCCAUGUGUGUAUGGCUGGACCUGACUGUGGUGCUGGCCUGGCCCCUGAGGGACCACACAGAGCUAUCUGGAGAAAGCAAGACGAGAAAAAAGAACAAAAGAACUAGCCAUAAAAUCAGGAUUUAUAACAAAAACAGCGUGGUAUUUUCUCUAGUUAGGUGACCCAGAGCCCAAUUCUUUUAACAGCUGUGGAUUCAGUUUCAUUCCAACAAAAUUUUUAUUAGGAAAAAAAAAAAGGUGGAGAGACUAGUCAUUAUGUUGAUAAAAGAAUAUUUAAUAAACUGUGUAACUACUGCUAGUUUUUCAGUGUACUUUACCAAACACAUUUUAUUCUGCCUCACCUUCCUUAGAUUAAGUAGUAAACUCAGGUCACAUACUUCACGCAUUGUGCUUGAGAUCUCUAUCCUUGGCACAAUCUUCCUGUAUUACACUGUUUCCAUGGAGCAGUUGGAUUACUCCAGCUAAAGAGUUAGUCACUUAUUUCCUAAGCAUUUAUCACACUAGGGUUGGGUUUUCCAACUUUGGCAUUACUGCCAUUUUGGGUCAGGUGGCUUUCUUGGGGGAGUGGGUAGAAUGUUGUCUAACAGCAUCCCUGGCCUCUAUCUAAUGGAUGCCAGGUAACAUACUCUUCCUCAGUCGUGACAAUCAUAAAUACCUCCACACAUUACCAAAUGACUCCCAGCAGGAGUAUUUCUCAAGCACUUUUAAGCAAAGUCAAGUAUUUGUACAAAAAAAUUAAAGGGAGAGGGUAUACAUUUUUUCAAGUUAUGUGUCUUAUCCAACCACACUUUUGUUUUAAAAGUGAGUACAGGGCUUUAAACAUAUAAUUUCCAUUUCAUAAAUGGUAUACAGACAAGGUGUAUAGAAUAUGAUAUAAAUGUAUUGGUUGCUUCAGGCAUGGCUACCAUACAAGCCUUAAAAAAAUAGUGACAUAGCUUGAUGAAGACAUAGCACUGAGACUGAAAAUUUUGCAUUACUUAUUUUAGCAAAAAAUUAAUAAUUCUUAAUGUACUUUUUUCUAGCUAGCAGUCAUUUUCAUAAAAUAGUGAAAGUUAUUAACUGUGAAGAGCAAAGAAAAUUAAAGCCAAUUAUGUCAUGUAGUAACACUGAAAAUUAUUGUAAAAGGUGUAAUUUUUACUAUAUUUAUCCUGAUAAAACUAUCACCCAAUAUAUAAAAAUCUUAUAAAUUAAGACACCAUUAAAAGGCAGGAUUAAACUUAGGCUUCUGAUAUUAACUUCUUUGAUAUUUCAGUUAGUACACAUAAAAUAAUCAUAAACUUUUUAGGAUUAUGUCCUUCAUGUACAUAAAAUGGGCAUAACCAUUUUAAUCCAUUUGAAAGAUUAACUUAACUAUCUGGAGGUGAAAGAUAAAUAUGAGGGCAAAGUGUGAAACAAAUGAAAAUAUUAACUACUUAUAAUUUUAAAGAAUAAAAAUGUAGCCAUCAUGUAAAUAUAUAAUCACAUGUACUUGAUUUAUUUUAGAAGAUGAAGUCAUAAUAUAAAUGUAUAUAUAUUGCAAACUGUGUUAGAAACUAUGUAUUUUUUAAAAAAGAAAUUGUCUUGUUUCCUUCAUAAAUAAUGCACAGGUCUAUCAAAUUUGCUUUUUUUAUGUGUUUUGUCUCUUUUCCUCUCCAUUAAAACUAUAAAAAUGAAUGUAUCUAUGUCUGUAUAUCAAGUUGCACAACUCAUUUGAUUUCUAAGGAAUAAAAAUUAAUUUGGAAUAGU